AUGCACCAGUGCACAAAAGCACUUUAUAAUAUAAUUGGGCCAAUAGCAGUACUUGUUAUAUCAACACUCGGUUUAGUGAUAUACUCAAAGAGUCUUUUUAUGGAAAGGUCGCCAAUACCAGAGAGCAAUGAAAAGAAAGCACCUGCCAUAUACAAAAAAGGAGUUAUUCUAGUCAUGGAUGGAGUAAGAGCAGAUGCAAUUCAUGAAGUAAAAGAAGACAAAAAGACUUUGUAUCAUGAUAAUUUCUCUGUUCUAGAAAGAAUUCCCAAAAAGGAUGUAUUUAAAGCAGUGAGCAUGGCAGAUCUACCAACUGGCACAGCAAUGAGGAUUCUCUCAACAUUUUCGGGAAUACCAACCACUCUUCUUUCUGCACAACGAUCAUUUCACAAACAGAGUAGUGGAGUAGACAAUUUUAUAAGACAGCUGCAAAUGAAUGACAGAUCAUUCUUAUUCUAUGGCGAUGAAACAUGGACAUAUUUAUUCCCAGAAAUUAAAAAGAACAUUGGGGAGAUAUACCAUCCAUAUGGGCUCAUUCCAUUCAGUGAAGAAGAAAGGCUAAUCAAGCAGGCGUUAGAAGCACAUGAGUCAAAAGAUUACGUAAUUAUUCAUUUAAUAUCACCAGAUUCAUAUGGACAUGUAUACGGAACCAACAGCAUACAGGUUAAAACAGCCUUGCAAAUGAUAGACCAAUUUAUUCAUCAGCUAUACAGCAACAUGACUGAUGAGUCAUUCAUUGCAGUGCUUUCAGACCAUGGAGUAAAUAAUGAUGGAUCGCAUGGAGGUACAUCUCUUCCCGAAAAAGCUGCAUCCUUUUUAUUUAUAGCAAAGGACAUAGCGCCCGAAAUAACUACAGAACAGAAGGUAGACAAAAGACAAAUUACACAAGAAAGCAAUACACACAAGAAAUAUAAAGAUGAACUAGGUGAGCUAAAUAUCAUUGAGCCAGUGAAUAUAAUCUCACAAAACGAUAUUUUACCAACGCUAUGUGCUUUUAUGGGCCUUGCAGUUCCAUACAAUUCGUCUGGCAGACUGAUUCCUAUUAUUCCCGAAGAGAGAGAAGACAUUUACUUUUUAGAGCUAGAAAGACAGAAAACUACUCUUUCUCACUUUUAUGGCACAGAAUACCUAAAACUCACUCCCAAGCUAUCAGGCUCUUUACUAAAUGAACACUUUGGUGACGAGAUUCAUAAAAUAUUCCAUAAAUCCUCUAUUUUUGGAAUGGCAGUAGGUGUUUUGUUUCUAUUAGCUGGGAUAAUGAUUCAGUUGGCUCUUGUGCAGCUAAGAGUAUUCAAGCUAUCCUUUGCUCUCUCAGUGUUUUCGAUAUCCAUGGUAGCACAUUCUGUACAUUCGGUUAUUCAUGAAGAUGUGAUCUCUUUAAUAAUGUGCAUGGUUCUCUGCUAUCCAUUCUACUCAAUCUUAUCUCUAAUAGUUCUUCCAGUUGUAAGCUUUGUUGCUGGCGAAUUCCCAUUACACUCCGUAGAUAGGGUGGUAUAUAUUAGAUGGAUUAAAAAGCUUCCCAGCCGAUACCAUAUACCAUCAAUUGAGAAAACUCUUCUUUUCUUCUCAUUCGCAUUCUUUUUAGCACACUGGAUGCGAAUACCAGCUAAGAAAUAUGACUUAAGAAGCACUGGAGUGGUUUUGUUUGCAGUAAGCCAGUUCUUUUCUUUAGGAGUCCCCCACAUGAGUAGAUCCUUCUCGCUGUUUUUCUCUCCUCAAACACUUCCUAUGCUACUUUACACUCCAUUAUCUGCCCUAUCAUUUUUAUAUCUGUUCUGCCCUAUUGUAAAAAAGUGCGUUGAUACACCUAUGCACAGCACACAAAAAGGGGCCUUCCUGUUUUUCUUGAUAAAACUUAUGUUUUUCAUAACAGGGCAUAACCACGCGCUCUCCUCUAUUAACUGGGAGGCAGCCUUCCUUUUCUCCAGAAAGAGUAUUCCUGGGGUUUCUGCAGUUUUUGUUGGUGCAGAUCUUCUUCUUCCAUUUAUAUACAUUGCAUAUACACUUGGAACAUCUCAUCUUGAAACUUUAGCAAUUAUUGUUCUUCUACAAGGAAUAUGCGCAGUAAUUGGAUGGGUAGUCAACUUUUGGUUUUUAGGGCAGUCUCUGAUGUGGUUUAUAUUUACAGGAAGAACCGUCUUUGAGUCAUUCUUUUUUAUUGCAUUCCUUACCGCCCAGCUGGGUCUAUAUGUAGUUGCACUAUUACCAGAUAAAACUGUUGCUUUCUCAAAAGAAAUGAAUGCUUGGAAUCCUCUAAAGAUAAAAGGAAAAAACCACGGAGAAUAAAGUUGUCUCUAUAAAAAG
Molecule: messenger RNA, 2301 nt
Organism: Nematocida parisii ERTm1
Lineage: Eukaryota; Fungi; Microsporidia
Exons: 1
Coding region: 1-2283 (760 amino acids)
Biological process (GO): GPI anchor biosynthetic process
Cellular component (GO): endoplasmic reticulum membrane
Molecular function (GO): mannose-ethanolamine phosphotransferase activity
Source: RefSeq, a predicted model, not a curated record